UAUCAAGAGUCAUAGUUUUGUUUUCCUUUCCUCACAGCUGUUGGAAAAAAAAAACAAGCCCAGUUUCGUUUUUCUUACAGCUGAGUCAAUAAAAGGACCAGCUGUAAACCCUUUACAGCCUCAUUCACCAACAUGUUUUCGUGGGGUGAGGACUAUCGGCAGAGCUUUCGCCAGAAAAAGGCCUCAAAUGUCCCGACUUCAGAUCGAGUUCAUUUUUUAAACCUCAGCUUCCGCAUCAGGGACCUUUCUGCUGCUCACAAUGUUCUCGCUUUCGUCAAAGAUGCUGGAGACGCGUCUAUAAUCCGCACACAGGAGAGCGGAGAUGGGAGAAGAGGGAGGCAAAAGUUUGUUGAUUGUGGUGAGAAGAUCCAGGCUGUUAGCUGUGGAGAUGAUGUUGUCUGCCUUCUGUCUGAUGGAGGUAAAAUCUUCUGCGUGGACCCAAAUAUCACUCCGUUCACUCCCAGACCUCCACCAGUGCUGUCCAGCAUCAUAGUGACCCAGAUUGCCUGUGGGAGCCAUCAUACUAUUGCACUCACCAAAGAUGAUCAAGUGUACACAUGGGGCCAGGACUCCAGGGGUCAGCUGGGACUGGGUGGGAGUAAUUCUGGAGCCAGUUCACCUCAACACAUCAGAUCUCUGUCAGCCAUCCCGGUGGUUCAGAUCUCUGCAGGAGGAGAGCAUAGCUUUGCUCUCACCGUGUCCGGAGGCGUGUUCGGUUGGGGCAGAAAUGACUGUGGACAGCUCGGACUGGGAGACACUGAAGAUAGAACCACACCAGUGCCAGUCAAUUAUCUGAACACGAAGAAAGUCAUUCAUAUUUCCAGUGGACAGGAACACACUGUUGCUCUGACAAAGGACGGUGCAGUGUUUACGUUUGGCUCCAGCCGAUACGGACAGCUUGGACACAACUCAUUCCGAAAUGAGCUCCGUCCUCGGCUUGUUGGAGAGCUCUGGGGGGCAAAGGUCACCAAAACUGCAUGUGGGAGAUAUCACACAUUAGUGCUGACAGACCGUAUGAAGGCGUACUCCUUUGGCUGUAAUGACCAUCAGCAGCUGGGACGUGACGAGGAGAGUCAUCCGUCUGUCCCACUACCUGUACAAAUACCUCUCUGUCCCACAAACGGUCACCGGAUUGAAAAUAUCUUCGCUGGAGCAGAUAGUUCGUUUGCAACCUGGAGACCUAAAGAGGACGGAUUGAACUCAAAGAUCAACAUAACGCAACAGCCUAUUGAAAAACUGGUGGAUCAAAGGACCUCUGAUGCAAGGUUGGGACAAGUGACAAAACAGGAAAUUCAUAGAACAUUUUCCUCUGCUUCAAUUGUGAAUCGAAGUUUCCUUGACCAAAGCAAAGAUAAGCAUUUCCGGACCUCAACAAACUACCCUGGUUUGGAUUUACCGUUGGCCAUAAGUGUGUUUGAAAACCUGUUAACUGAGGAUGUUCUUCAAACCGAGGUGGAAAAGGCUGUCCUGCUGUUGCUUCCUCGUCUUGAUAACAAACCGGUGGGAAUGGAGGGUCUGAGGGUCUUCCUGGUUCUGACUGAGCUUCUUCAUGUGACUCAGAAAUAUUGUCAGCCACAGACCUCCUCAACAAGCCUGAAGCUGGUUGAGGAAAUUAGUGUUGCCUUCCAAAAACUUUCUCCUGAAAGCCUCCGGAUUAUAGGAGACUGGUGGUAUUCACUGUUACCCUCUACAAUGGUCAGACAUGUAAAUGUAUGGAAGACGGCCCUCUCAUGGAGAGUUUCUCGCUACUCAUUCAAGUGUAUCCUGCUGAUCCUCCAGAAUCUGUUCGAGGCCAACAGGAAGAAAAUCCCUGAAAAGACAUUUUGGGUGGAGUUUCACCCAACAUUUCUUCAAGAAGAUCUGCAGCUCUGGCGUAGAAUGUCACUAAACAGGAUGAGGGAUAAUCAACCCCUCAUGCUCUGUGAUUUUGCAUUUGUUAUGGAUCUGAAGUCAAAGAAAAUGGUUUUUGACUUGAACGCUGCUUGGACUCAGGAGGAGCAUCAGAGGGUUUUUGUUCCUCCCUUUGGAUGGACUCCUCAGUCAAAUUGUUUUUUUGAACUCGACCUGAGCCGAGCUUCACUUUUGGAGGAAACCUUCGUUCAGCUGGCCUCUGCUCAUCAAACUGACCUUAAGAAGCCACUUGUGGUGUACCUUGAUGGAGACUCAAAGGUCACACGAGUCUAUAGAUCAGAUUUUUUUCACCACCUCAACAUAGUUAAAGAAAAAGGAGAGAUGUUCAUGUUGAACGAGUCUAAAACACUAGCCUGGUUCUCCUCCAAAGCAGCAGAGAGAGACCAGGCAAACUUCCACCUGUUGGGGAUUCUGUGUGGAUUGGCCUUAUACAAUAACAGCUUCAUACAAUUUCCCUUCCCACUGGUUCUGUUCAAAAAGCUGCUCGACAUUGAGCCAACUCUGGAAGAUAUGAUGGAGUUCAACGAAGGAGUUGGCAGGCAUCUGCAGUACAUAUUGGACUACAAAGACGACCUGGAAGACCUGUUUAUCACCUUCGAGAUUAACUGGGAUGAGACAGAUGUUGACCUUGAUCCUAGUAAUCCAGGAAAGCCGGUCACAAACCAAAAUAAGAAGGAGUUUGUGGAUGCCUACGUGAAUUAUGCCUUCAACAAGUCAGUGGAAGGCGUGUUUCAGGAGUUCAAGCGCGGUUUCUUCCUGGUGUGUGACCAGCAGCUGGUGAAGCUUUUUAGACCAGAGGAGCUGCAGAGAGUCUUGGUGGGUGGAGACGUCUAUAACUGGGUGAAGCUCAAACAGAACACACAGUAUGAGUGGGUCAGUGACAAACACCCAACCAUACAGAUGUUUUGGGAAGUUUUUGAUGAACUUACUGAAGAACAGAAAAAAGAUUUUAUUUUGUUUCUGACUGGGUUUCGGAAAGUCCCUGUUCUUGGCAUGGAUCAGAUCAGGAUGACAAUAAGAAUAAAACAAAUCCUGGGUGGCCUCGAUGAUGAGCAAUUCCCAGAGUCAUUGACAUGUCACUCCAUUCUUGAAUUGCCGUUGUACUCGACCAAAGAGAUCAUGCGGGAAAGACUGACAGAGGCCCUGGAAUCAAAUAGAGGAUUCAGGACGUGAAUCUAUUAACAUAUCACACACUAACUCAGGGUAACAUAUUGCAAUGAACUGGAAAUGUGCCAUUUAAGCAACGUGAAGUCACAGCACUUAAAAAAAUAUAUAUCAUAUACAUUUACACUAAACAAAUGAGCAAUUUUUUUUCUGUGAUCUACUGCACUUAGUAUUUUUAUUUACACAAGCCUUUGACAAAUAAAGUAUUUUAUUAUUAUGUGAUGUACAGACAUGAAGUUCAGAGAACAAUUCAUUUCCUUGUACGUUUAUAUUUUUGGGUUCUCACUGCAACAUUGAGUUUAAGGUGUUAUUCUUAGUGUUGUUCCUGAUGUGACUUUGUUCCCUCUCUGUUUAAAUAAAGAGUAAAGAAGAUUAUUUAUUUAUUUUCUUUUAAUGAAACAUUGACCAACAUAUUUGAUGUGUAUGAUUUUGGUGAUGGCACUCAUAAAAAUGCGAUGUUUGUUCAAUUGUUGA
This is a messenger RNA of Xiphophorus hellerii (green swordtail), 3549 nucleotides long. Its product is annotated as probable E3 ubiquitin-protein ligase HERC4. Bases 133 to 3084 code for a protein of 983 amino acids. The record is from RefSeq and is a predicted model, not a curated record. Lineage: Eukaryota; Metazoa; Chordata; Actinopteri; Cyprinodontiformes; Poeciliidae. The transcript has 23 exons. Gene Ontology annotation, cellular component: cytoplasm. Gene Ontology annotation, molecular function: ubiquitin protein ligase activity. Gene Ontology annotation, biological process: ubiquitin-dependent protein catabolic process; protein ubiquitination.